This is a messenger RNA of Gorilla gorilla gorilla (western lowland gorilla), 3056 nucleotides long. RefSeq names its product eukaryotic translation initiation factor 2 alpha kinase 2 (gene EIF2AK2). The transcript is spliced from 17 exons. Gene Ontology annotation, cellular component: cytoplasm; nucleus. NCBI's taxonomy places the organism in Eukaryota, Metazoa, Chordata, Mammalia, Primates, Hominidae. The record is from RefSeq and is a predicted model, not a curated record. Bases 526 to 2181 code for a protein of 551 amino acids. Gene Ontology annotation, molecular function: ATP binding; eukaryotic translation initiation factor 2alpha kinase activity; double-stranded RNA binding. Gene Ontology annotation, biological process: eiF2alpha phosphorylation in response to endoplasmic reticulum stress.
AUUUACUCAGUUUCCUCUAUUGUAGAAUGGAGCUGGUAAGACCCAUCUUCCCAACCCCACCCCAAAUGUUUGUGUUGAGAGUAAGUGGAACCCUUGAUUCGAGAACCUAGUGCGGCCAGCGGACUAGGCCAGCGGAGAACCCUAGGAGCCCCGGGGGCGGGGGAUGGGGGUGCGGGGUCCUGGCCGUGCAGGGGCUGCACGUGGGUGCCAAGCCCGCCCGCCGGUGCCAAGCCCGCCCGCCAGUGCCUCUCGCGCGCACUCUGGAUCCAGCGCCAAUUUACCCCAAUCCCGUAGCAGACGAGGGCUUGUGCGAGAGGGGGCCGGGCGGCUGCAGGGAAGGCGGAGUCCAAGGGGAAAACGAAACUGAGAGCCAGCUCUCCCGAAGCCGCGGGUCUCCGGCCGGCGGCGGCGGCGGCGGCGGCGCAGGUUUGCUUCUCUGGCGGUCUUCAGAAUCAACAUCCACACUUCCGUGAUUAUCUGCGUGCAUUUUGGACAAAGCUUCCAACCAGGAUACGGGAAGAAGAAAUGGCUGGUGAUCUUUCAGCAGGUUUCUUCAUGGAGGAACUUAAUACAUACCGUCAGAAGCAGGGAGUAGUACUUAAAUAUCAAGAACUGCCUAAUUCAGGACCUCCACAUGAUAGGAGGUUUACAUUUCGAGUUAUAAUAGAUGAAAGAGAAUUUCCAGAAGGUGAAGGUAGAUCAAAGAAGGAAGCAAAAAAUGCCGCAGCCAAAUUAGCUGUUGAGAUACUUAAUAAGGAAAAGAAGGCAGUUAGUCCUUUAUUAUUGACAACAACGAAUUCUUCAGAAGGAUUAUCCAUGGGGAAUUACAUAGGCCUUAUCAAUAGAAUUGCCCAGAAGAAAAGACUAACUGUAAAUUAUGAACAGUGUGCAUCGGGGGUGCAUGGGCCAGAAGGAUUUCAUUAUAAAUGCAAAAUGGGACAGAAAGAAUAUAGUAUUGGUACAGGUUCUACUAAACAGGAAGCAAAACAAUUGGCCGCUAAACUUGCAUAUCUUCAGAUAGUAUCAGAAGAAACCUCAGUGAAAUCUGACUACCUGUCCUCUGGUUCUUUUGCUACUACGUGUGACUCCCAAAGCAACUCUUUAGUGACCAGCACACUCGCUUCUGAAUCAUCAUCUGAAGGUGACUUCUCAGCAGAUACAUCAGAGAUAAAUUCUAACAGUGACAGUUUAAACAGUUCUUCGUUGCUUAUGAAUGGUCUCAGAAAUAAUCAAAGGAAGGCAAAAAGAUCUUUGGCACCCAGAUUUGACCUUCCUGACAUGAAAGAAACAAAGUAUACUGUGGACAAGAGGUUUGGCAUGGAUUUUAAAGAAAUAGAAUUAAUUGGCUCAGGUGGAUUUGGCCAAGUUUUCAAAGCAAAACACAGAAUUGACGGAAAGACUUACGUUAUUAAACGUGUUAAAUAUAAUAACGAGAAGGCGGAGCGUGAAGUAAAAGCAUUGGCAAAACUUGAUCAUGUAAAUAUUGUUCACUACAAUGGCUGUUGGGAUGGAGUUGAUUAUGAUCCUGAGACCAGUGAUGAUUAUCUUGAGAGCAGUGAUUAUGAUCCUGAGAACAGCAAAAAUAGUUCAAGGUCAAAGACUAAGUGCCUUUUCAUCCAAAUGGAAUUCUGUGAUAAAGGGACAUUGGAGCAAUGGAUUGAAAAUAGAAGAGGCGAGAAACUAGACAAAGUUUUGGCUUUGGAACUCUUUGAACAAAUAACAAAAGGGGUGGAUUAUAUACAUUCAAAAAAAUUAAUUCAUAGAGAUCUUAAGCCAAGUAAUAUAUUCUUAGUAGAUACAAAACAAGUAAAGAUUGGAGACUUUGGACUUGUAACAUCUCUGAAAAAUGAUGGAAAGCGAACAAGGAGUAAGGGAACUUUGCGAUACAUGAGCCCAGAACAGAUUUCUUCGCAAGACUAUGGAAAGGAAGUGGACCUCUAUGCUUUGGGGCUAAUUCUUGCUGAACUUCUUCAUGUAUGUGACACUGCUUUUGAAACAUCAAAGUUUUUCACAGACCUACGGGAUGGCAUCAUCUCAGAUAUAUUUGAUAAAAAAGAAAAAACCCUUCUACAGAAAUUACUCUCAAAGAAACCUGAGGAUCGACCUAACACAUCUGAAAUACUAAGGACCUUGGCUGUGUGGAAGAAAAGCCCAGAGAAAAAUGAACGACACACAUGUUAGAGCCCUUCUGAAAAAGUAUCCUGCUUCUGAUAUGCAGUUUUCGUUAAAUUAUCUAAAAUCUGCUAGGGAAUAUCAAUAGAUAUUUACAUUUUAUUUCAAUGUUUCCUUUAAUUUUUUUACUGUUUUUACUAAUCUUUCUGCAGAAACAGAAAGGUUUUCUUCUUUUUGCUUCAAAAACAUUCUUACAUUUUACUUUUUCCUGGCUCAUCUCUUUAUUCUCUUUUUUUUUUUUAAAGACAGAGUCUCGCUCUGUUGCCCAGACUGGAGUGCAAUGACACAGUCUUGGCUCACUGCAACUUCUGCCUCUUGGGUUCAAGUGAUUCUCCUGCCUCAGCCUCCUGAGUAGCUGGAUUACAGGCAUGUGCCACCCACCCAACUAAUUUUUGUAUUUUUAAUAGAGACAGGGUUUCACCAUGUUGGCCAGGCUGGUCUCAAACUCCUGACCUCAAGUAAUCUGCCUGCCUCGGCCUCCCAAAGUGCUGGGAUUACAGGGAUGAGCCACCACACCCAGCCUCAUCUCUUUGUUCUAAAGAUGGAAAAACCGCCCCCAAAUUUUCUUUUUAUACUAUUAAUGAAUCAAUCAAUUCAUAUCUAUUUAUUAAAUUUCUACUGCUUUUAGGCCAAAAAAAUGUAAGAUCUUUCUCUGCCUCACAUAGCUUACAAGCCAGCUGGAGAAAUAUGGUACUCAUUAAAAAAAAAAAAAAAGUGAUGUACAACCACUUUGGAAAACAAUUUGACAUUAUCUAGUAAAGUUGAAUCCAUGUAUACCCACAUAGCUAUCAAUUCUAUUCCUACAUACGUGCUUACAAGAAUGUCCAUAAAACCCUGUUUAUAAUAGCCAAAAGAACAGGGAACAACCAUAAUGCCCAUCAAAA